UCUCAUUUUAAUCUCAUGUAAUUAAAGUUACACAGGCACUAUUCCGCAUAACAGGUAUUUCAACUAAAUUGCAAUUGUUUUAAAUAAGUGGAAAACUCAUCUGAUACUGUUCAGUCUGAAGUUAACAAUGUUCAUCACUAGACUUGCCAUUUUGGUGCUUCUUUUCAUUGUUUCGCUUAGCCAAGCUAAGGAAAGCCAACCCUUUGACUUUUUCGAAGGAACCUAUCACGAUUUUAAAAAUUGUCUGAAAAUCAAUAAUAUCACCAUUGAGGAGUAUGAGAAGUUUGACGAUACCGACAAUUUGGAUAAUGUCCUUAAGGAAAAUGUCGAGCUGAAGCACAAGUGCAACAUUAAGUGUCAACUGGAAAGGGAGCCAACAAAAUGGCUAAAUGCUCGGGGUGAAGUCGAUCUGAAAUCAAUGAAAGCAACCAGUGAGGCAGCGGUAUCCAUAUCAAAGUGCAUGGAGAAGGCUCCCCAAGAAUCCUGUGCCUACGUCUAUAAAUUGGUAAUAUGUGCAUUUAAAUCCGGACAUUCAGCCAUCAAGUUGGAAUCAUAUGAACACAUACCAGAGGAAACCGGUGGACUAAUAGCCGAACAGCAGGCGGAUCUGUUUGAUUACGAUACCAUCGAUUUAUAAAAUCAAAACAGUGUCGUCAUAGCCACAGUAAUAUAUAAUAAUUUUAAUUUGCGGGCUUAUUAGCAUAAUUAAUUAAAAUUGCACGAGGCGUGCCGCAGGGCGCUUGAAUCAAAUCAAA
Drosophila simulans is the source of this 755-nucleotide messenger RNA. RefSeq names its product general odorant-binding protein 57a (gene Obp57a). The record is from RefSeq and is a predicted model, not a curated record. Bases 128 to 637 code for a protein of 169 amino acids. NCBI's taxonomy places the organism in Eukaryota, Metazoa, Arthropoda, Insecta, Diptera, Drosophilidae. Gene Ontology annotation, molecular function: odorant binding. The transcript is spliced from 2 exons.